AUGUUUUAUGCCGACUUCGUUUUAUCGAAGAAGGGCCCACUCUCAAAAGUGUGGCUAGCCGCUCACUGGGAGAAAAAACUCUCGAAGGCUCAAAUCUGUGAAACAGAUGUAAAUGAAGCAGUUAAUGAAAUAAUGAAACCAAAGCAAAAUUUGGCUCUCCGCACAACUGGACACUUGCUAUUGGGAAUUUGCCGUGUAUUCUCCAGAAAAACCAAGUAUCUUCUGGCAGAUACCAAUGAGGCUUUCCUUAAAAUCAAACUAGUCUUUCGUAACGGAGCUUUGGAUCAACCGAAUCCGGUUUUACCAACAUUCAGCAUGCAAGACAUGUAUGGAGAGUUUGGUGACAACAUCCUGCCAGAAUUCGACGACGAAGAGCUCAACCAUGCUCCAAUCUGCCAGAGCCGCAUCGACGACAUCACAAUGAAGGAGGAUCUUCCACAGAACUUUGGAAAUCGUUACGACGAGCAGCUUGAGGAUGACGAUUUCGGAGAGAUGGCUGCGGGUGUCCAACCAGAAGACUAUUACCGCAUGAUGGAGGAUGUCAACAAAGAAUUCGACUUGGAAAUGUCACGUGAAGCUGAGGAAAAACAAGCCAAGACUGAAUCAUCAUUAUUCGGCCGCGAACGUGAACAGACUCCAGCUUUGUGUGAAGCUAGUGCACCAGGAAACACCAUCUUCGGAGACGACGAUUUCUCAGGAAAUGCACACGACGAUCAUGAUCACGAUCACGAUCACGACGAUAUGGACCAUGACGCUCAGGGUUCAUCUGGAUUCAGUGAUAACAAUGCUAUGCACAUUGAAGACAUGGAUUAUGAUAAUGGGCCAAACAUUCCACGUGAUGAGACUCCACUUCGUUCCGAGACUCCAAUGACACCUCGUGCAUCAAGUCCAACUCCCUCUGUGACUCCAUCAGUGGCUCCAUCUGUUGCAUCUACCAGCCAAGUCGAACAAGAUACUGUUGAAUCUUACUAUGAGCGUCAUGCUCAGAAACGAGCCUUGGCUAAAGAGCAAAACAUGAAAAAACGUCGUGUUGAUGACGUCAGAAUGAUUACUGGAGAUGAAAUGAAGUCAAACAUGGCUGAUUACAGUGACCUCCUCAUUCGCCUCGACUUGGCUCCACCAACUCGUAAGCUGACUAUUGCAAAGCGACAGUGUCAUGCUGAUUUCUUGCUCCAUUUCCCUGCAAUGUUCGGAUUUUCUCGAAGCAAGAAUUUCGUCAGAGAUUACCAAAAUUGCCUCACCAUCCGCAGACAUGAUGACAUUGAGCAGAAAAACGAAGCUAUCAAGGCUGCGGUUGGACUAUUGGAAAUUGGGGAGGAAGACUUGCAGCAACAGCAACAAGAAAUGGAUAUGACAACUCAGGAAGAACCUCAGUUUGCUGACGACUUCGACGACGUUGCUCCACUGGAAUUUGACAAUUUCGAGAACAUGAUGGAUAUGCCACAGUCUAUGGAUGAUAUGAGCAUUCCAGACGAUGACGUGCCCCAGCGUAAUCCGUUGUCGCCAUUUGCUGAUAUGACGGAUGAUGAUGACAUGGGUUCGGCAGAGAAGCGAAGGAAACUAAUGGAUGACAAGGAUGAUAUGGAGGGUGAUGAAGACAACCGUUGGUCGAAGAGAACACACGCUCUUCUGCAGUCGAUUUCUGCGAAAUUGGACGCAAAUAAUGGACAGAUCGAGCUUGACGAGAUGUUGAAAAAAGGAGUCAGUCGUAAAGUUGCCGCUGCCAAGUUCUAUUCAAUACUCUGCCUCAAAAAGAAUCAGUGUAUAGAUAUCGAGCAAAAAGAGCCAUACGGAGAAAUCAACAUCAGAGCAGGACCGAAUGUGGACGCUACUGUCAUCUAA
Caenorhabditis remanei is the source of this 1842-nucleotide messenger RNA. RefSeq lists its product as uncharacterized. Gene Ontology annotation, biological process: mitotic sister chromatid cohesion; synaptonemal complex assembly; replication-born double-strand break repair via sister chromatid exchange. The transcript has 9 exons. The record is from RefSeq and is a predicted model, not a curated record. NCBI's taxonomy places the organism in Eukaryota, Metazoa, Nematoda, Chromadorea, Rhabditida, Rhabditidae. Gene Ontology annotation, cellular component: cohesin complex; synaptonemal complex. Bases 1 to 1842 code for a protein of 613 amino acids. Gene Ontology annotation, molecular function: protein binding; chromatin binding.